Xyrichtys novacula (pearly razorfish) is the source of this 11044-nucleotide messenger RNA. The record is from the annotation of a GenBank genome assembly. Lineage: Eukaryota; Metazoa; Chordata; Actinopteri; Labriformes; Labridae.
GCAGUGAUCGUUUCAACCAAUGGAAUGCGCCAGGGAAGGGCAACAGGAAGUAAAUGCCCUCUCCUGUUAAAGGGAGCUGUCAAAGCGGCGUUCGGAUAGGGACGUUAAACAUCCGGUUGUGUCCUUAAUGGCGUGUAUAAAGUAACAUUUUUGGGGAAUUUGGGAGCUCGUAUUACAUUGGCAGAUACAUAUAUAAUUAUUUUUUAUAAUUAAAGGUGUUUUGUCAGUCUGACUUUACUGCUUGGUACGCUAACGCCGGGGGCUAGCUUCCAAAGAUGCUAACGUUAGCUCGCUUUAGUAUGCUAACACACUGAAUUUACCCGUGAAGGGUGAAUUUAGUCAUUUACGAGGAGAGGCACAAAUGAAGAAAUGAUUCAACCCACUACAUUGUUCCAACCGAUAUAACCAGCUUAACUGCAGGUAUGUAAACUCAGGUUUGGACUGGAUGUACAUUAGUCCUGUUUGAGGGAGGACAUCGGAUCCGCGGCGGUCACUGGAUCUUUGCUGUGAAAGCCGAAAGACUCGAACCCUUAAUGCAACCUUGUAUAAAUAAACAAACACACAAAAAAGACAUUAAAUCGUAGGUUAACGUUCUGAUUUUGUUAAAAUGCAGAAAAAAUGCAUCAAAUCUGUUCCUAGCCGCCUAUCACCCCAACACCGUCCAGUGUGUCAUGUUAAAAUCAUGUCAGAAAGUUUCAAAAUUAGUCCUUUUGAUUCUGUUUAUGCUACAGAGUUGUGGCCCUUGAUCAGAUUUUUGGCAACAGAAGCGGAUUUUGGCACAAGAGCAGAUGUUUGAGACACAGGUUUAACCUUUAACUCUAACUCUUUUAAUAUUUAUUCAAUUUUAAACUCAGAAUACAGCACUCACACCUUCGCAAUAACACCUUCGAGUGAGGCUAUAAUGUUGUGUUAUGAAGAGAAAGCUUAUCUGUUUUAUCACAUCUUUAAGAAAGGCUAUGAGAUGGACAUUUUUAAGACUGAUGAUUUAUUUUAGGACCUAUGGCAAACAACACUAUACUAAUGUCGUGACGGAUCUGUCUCUGACAUAUUGCAUUACUUGUCCAACAGCUUGAUCUACAAUCAUAGAUGAUGGCAGUCACCAUAAUCAGAUGACUUUCACAGGCGCUGCUGGUUGUCAAAUGCUGAUCACAUGCUGUGUUUUUUUUUUUUCUUCUCAGAAAUAUUCCCAUUAUUGUAAUCAGCGACUCCACACACACACACACAGAGCUUCUGUUCUGAGUCGAAACUACAAUUCAUCAGUUUUAGGUCAGAGUGGAGAAGUCAUUUGUAGUUUUCCUUUUGUGUUCUGUGAAAUCAGCAGUUGACACACACGAAAAAAAGAGCCGAGUUUACAUUGUCAGUGUUGUGUUUAUUUAUUCUUUUAAGGAAGUAAGCACCUGCUCUUGGCCUGCAGGCUGGCUGUUUCCCUUGCACAGCAAUAAAACCACGUGAAUUUAGCAGUAUAACACUUCUUUCAUGGCCUAAGAAAUGGAGUUAUACAAAUAAUCCCUGCAUAAAACCCAGGACUUAACUUUUUGUAGAGGUUUUUUUUUUUUUUUUUAUAGAGCUGCAAGUAACAAAGCUGCAAGUGUAUUAAUUGUUGAUAUGUUGAGCGGAAAAUCUUUUGUCUAACCCUAAAUCAAAUUGAAAAACAAGAUUUUUACAACCAAGAGUCUGUUAUGUUUCACAAAUAGAUAUAAUUACAUUUAUUUAGCUGACAAGUUUUAUACUCCUCACAGUCGCUGCAUUAAACUUUGUGGAUUUAACCCACAACUGUGACACUGAUACAUACAGAUCAUCUGUUGGAGACAAAAUUAACUUUAAAACUUGAAGUGCUGUAAUGAGACAUAAGAGCUGUUAACAGGAGAUAGAAAAUUAUUUUCAAACCACUAAUUUUACGGCCAUGAAUCAACCUUUAUUCUUACUACAGCCAGGUUAUAAAGUAAAACAGCAAAUGUUACACACUGUUAUAAACAUCUAAAUUCUUAUUUGACUAAUCUUUUGUUUUCUGUUCUCAGUCAUCUGCUUCUAGCAAGUGAAGCUCACAAGCUUUUCAUAGCAUUUGACUGUACAUGUGCAUUUUCUUACUUAAGAAUCUUUAAAAAUGUAUCUGUGACUUAUUCUUUCUCAUGUUCUGUCAUUGUUUUGGUCACAAUUUCUCCAAAACAGCUACUUUACUACAGCUGGUAAAAUGAAGUCAGUGUUAUUUAUUAUGAAGAAAGUCAUGUAACUUUUGGAAGUGUUGAAUCUCACUUCAAGGAUUGACAGACAUGCAUUGCAUUUGAUGCUGGAAGUAAAAGUUGGAAGGUUUCAAUGAUGAUAUGGAGUGAUAAAAGUCAUAGUCAGUGGUAGGUAAAAGUAGAAAUGUCCAAUGUCCAGUUUCAUGUUAACUCUUGUUGAAAGUCCAUCAUGAAUUUCAUUAUCUGAUAUUCUUUUCAAAAUCUCUCACCAGUUCUGUUUUGAAAUGAGGAUCACAAGACUCCAACUCUGAGGACUCAGAGACAUGAACUCCGUUUCCCCCAGUGCAGCACAGUACGUCGGGGGAGUGAUGCAGGAUGAGCUGGUGGAGAGCCGACGGCAGCAGCCCCUGGAGCGGCAGGGCAGCUUUGGACUGCGGCCACCUCAAACACAAGAUCCGAGCAGGGAGGUGAGCGGGGAGCCUGAUGAGAUGGACAAACUGAAAGCCAAACUGAUGUCAGCGUGGAACAACGUCAAAUACGGUUUGUAAUCUUGUCCUGAAGGAUGAGUGUGUCUGUCUUUUUACGGGUGAGUGAUCAUGUUAUGGAAAUGUUUGUAUAAUUUUUCCCUGCUCCUCCUGUUGUAGGGUGGACCGUGAAGUCUAAAACCUCCUUCAACAAAUCAUCCCCUGUUAUUGUCCUAGGACACUCUUACCUGCUGAACAGUGAAGGUGAGCCCUGAAUACACAUAUUUCACCCUUCAUGUUAAUCUUAGAAAAUGCCUUUCAGUCGCUGCAGUAUUCGCUUCAGUUGUUGAAAAGUGCAGACCUCAGGAGCUGCAGCUGGUUAACCACAGCAGUUUCCCCUCUUCCUCUGUAAAGGCAUGUUUGGUUUACCUCAGUACAAGAUCACCAAAAUAAAUUUCCCCUUUAAUUUUAUGUCACUGACAUGCAACAUUUUCUCCCGUCUCUGUCUUGACCUGUUGUCCUCGUCUCAGAUGAGGUGGAGCGAUUUCGACUGGCUUUUGUGUCCAGGAUCUGGCUGACUUACAGGAGGGAAUUCCCACAGUUGGAGGGCUCCACGUGGACCACAGACUGUGGCUGGGGCUGUAUGCUGCGCAGUGGGCAGAUGCUACUAGCGCAGGGGCUUCUGGUUCAUUUGAUGCCAAGAGGUUUGUUUCCAUGAUAUUCAUCCACAAAAAAAAAAAAAAACGAGUCAUUUUUGUUUACAAAGAUGUGAGGGAAUCUGUCUUGGGUUAUUCAGAUAGAACUGCCCUUUUUUCAUUUUAGACACUUAAGAUUUCUUGAUGUGGGUGAUCCAUGUUAUCUUCUUUUCACCUUUGUCCCUUUUUGUUGAUGAAAUCUUGCUAAGCUUAAAGCCCCAGAUAAAGAAGAAGACCCAGGAGACUAUGAAACAAACAUUGUAGGAGCUGACAUAACUCAAUCAUAGAAAAAAACCUUUAAUUAACACAAUUUAAUGCCUUGUCAGUUCUGUUGGAGAUCAAGACUUGCUACCAUUUAUGAACCGGUUUAACGAGGGAGGUCUGCAGAAAUACACUUAUACGUACACAUCAGAUUUCCUACAUAGAGAUGCAUUUGGGAAGAAAUCAAUUCCAGUUGAUUCAUAAUCAGAGAUUCAAACAAUGAAAUGCAAAAAAAAGAACACAAAACUUAAUUAAAAUCAAUAAAUAAAAUAAAUAAAAAAAAAAUUUAGGGCCAUUUUUUCAAUCAUGUUUCAACCUGAUAAAACCAGACGGAACAUAAAUCAGUAAGUGACUAUUUUUCAACCUGUUUCAACCAAAUCAGAAUCAGAAUAAUUUAUUAAUGGCCACGCAACAGAGUUAGUUGAAUUUGUUUUUUGGUACUGCACAUCAUGCACACAUCUCCUGUGUCAGAUACAUACAUGCAGAAAGUGUUCAAUGUGAGCAUUGAGUAAUGACAUCAUUUGACAAGACGGGUCCAACCCCGAAGCCUAAAGUGCAUGAAAUUUGAGUUUUGCCUUUGAGACUGCCUAAGACUAACCCUAAUGAAAACUCUGGAGCCUUAGGUGUGUAGGAGGAGUUAUUGACAAAGGUUGCAGGUCACACAGCUCACUAAGAAAAGCCAAAAAGCCCACCUCCUCCUGUGCCAACCCCUCUGACCACACAGGAGGAGGAAACCUUUAUGAACAACAUGAAAUUAUUCUAAAAGUUGAUUCAAGAAACUCUGAUUAUAUCCAAAUAGAAUAUCUCAGGGAGUCAUUGUAGGCUCCUGCUUUUCUUCUGUCUUCGGCUCCUACUUUUUUAUUUUAUUUUAUGUAUUUGGUAUCAAAAGAUGUCUGCUGUCUGAUUGUUUGUUGUUGAAUAAAGAAGAAAUUUAAGGAUUUAAGAUUUAGCCUCCAUGUUCUUUGUGUUUUUAGAUUGGGUUUGGCCGGAUGCUCAGCAGCUAACCGAUGUGGACUUUGAGGUGUUCAGACCCCGCUCCCCAGCCCGAGCUGGAGGGGUUCCCAUCCCCUCCUUCGGCUCUACCCGAGGGUCCAGCACCCCUGAGAAGUCCUCGCCAAGUGAUCAGGCACCCAGAUGCAGCCAGAAAAAGAGACCUGAAUCUGUAAGGGACAGGCAGGCGGAGCCCAUCCACCAUAAAGUGGUAACCUGGUUCGGGGAUCAGCCCCCAGCACCUUUUGGGGUUCAUCAGCUGGUGGAAAUCGGCAAAAGUUCAGGGAAGAAAGCUGGUGACUGGUACGGCCCCUCUAUAGUGGCUCACAUCCUACGGUAAGAACACCUGAGGAUGUUUUUUUUCUUCUUUUGCAGAAAAGGCUGCAGUUUAUAUUAUCAGCUGACUGAAACUUUAAUUCAAGUCAUGAUUUGUUUUUAGGAAAGCAGUAGCCAAAACAUCUGUUGUCCACAACCUGGCAGUCUAUGUGGCUCAGGACUGUACAGGUGAGAGCGCAUCAACAUAUAAACAAUCAUGUCUCCUUUGACACUCACUUGAAGGUGAUGUUGUUUUCUGCUUAGCUCUAACAUACUAGCUUCAUCCAUGAGUUUGAAUAUGCUUUCUCCUCUUGUUUCUCAUGCACUGUAGUGUACAAAGAGGACGUGGUGCACAUGUGCGACCUGUCAUUAGACCAGACUCCCCCCGAUUCAUCCAGCCAGGCCUGGAAAUCUGUCAUCAUUCUGGUCCCUGUGCGGCUGGGAGGGGAGGCCAUCAAUCCAUCCUACAUUGAAUGUGUAAAGGUCUGACGCCGUAAUAACAAUGUUUGCUAAAGGGUUUCUCUACAAUCUCUGAGAUGGUUCUGAGUUUCUUUGUUGUCGUUUCCAGAACAUCCUGAAGCUGGAGUGCUGUAUUGGAAUCAUUGGGGGCAAGCCAAAGCAUUCGCUUUAUUUCAUGGGCUUUCAAGGUAAAGAAAAGAAAAUGUUGUUUGUAACUUUUGUUAGGCAUCACACCAACUCACAAUUAUACAGAAGGGUUAGGGUCAUCAUUAUUAAGACAAUUUCAAGAUUGAUCCAUUUCUCUUACAGUAAGAAUUUACCACUUAAUUAGAAGUUUUUAUACUUCUUGCAACUUCUACUUUUACUUUACUAAAAAUAAAAUGGGUAUUUUUAUCCGGAUAGAUUUUCCCUCAAAUCUUCGUUACUACGUGAACAUGCGGUAAUUUAGCUUCAUAACCGUGGAUUUCCUGUAAGUGGACGGCUAUUAAUGAAUAAAAAAGUAAGAGGUUAAAAACUGAGGGUAGGGAUUAUCAAACCUUGAUGAAGUAGAGGAGUUUAAUUUUGUUCUACUUUAACAUAAGUUGUGCCCGAGCUAUCUAGAAGUGAACUGGUGAGCCCUAUCCGACUGCUUUAUCUGGGCAAUUUGUCUGUGUUACACUUAAGAGGUUUGUUAUUUAUGGUGCCGACAUAACAACAGCCCAGGGAAACCUAAUUUAUUUAAGGAGAGUGGACAACAUGAAGGACAAGUGAACUCUGACUUACGCUCCAUAAGUUUGCUCUAUGUGGAAUCAUAUGCUCCUAAAAAUGGGGCAGAUCCAAAACAAACAAAAUUGGAGGACAUAUGUCCAUGUUUUUGCUGGACUGAAGUGUUAAUGUGCCUGUUUAAACGUCACAAAUAAAUAUAGAAUUAUUUUUAAAAAAAGAGGAGUCUAGAAGUAGUAGAAGAGGAAGAGGACCUCCCAGGAGGCUCUUUUCCUCCCUGUAUGUUGCUUUAUUCAGCGUCACUUUGCCUCUGUCUCUCCUUCAUUUGUUUCACCACUCAUUUUGAACUCUCGAUGUUCCAGCAGGAGAAGAGGAGACAAAAUUAAUCAGGACACUGAAAAAGAAAACAGCUCAGGCAUUUCUGGUUGUUACAAAACAGCAUUAAGGGUAAAAAGUUGGACACGGGUCGACCAUUAAGUUGCUGUACAUCUCUCUUCAUUACUCCAGUUUUAUGCCGAUGUUUAAUUAGCAAAUUGUUGUGUGAUUGCACAGCAGGCUGUAUAAUUCAGACGGACAGCUACCCGGUCAGUCAUCAGGUCAGUCAGUGCUGAUGGAGAAUUAGGAGAGGAACGAGAGACUCAGGCGGAUGAUAUAUGUGGUCUUUUGUAACUCCCACUCAGCUGAGUCCUGAACUCUGUAGUUUUGUUGACUGAAAGAGAUGCCUCAAAAUAAUGUUUACUCACUUACUCACAGUGGUCUGUGCCUGAGGCCUCCAAAUAACUGAAACUGGUGUUUUACAGUUAUAAAUAAAUAUUUGUUGUAUUCAAAAUUUUGAACAUUUUUUCUGAACGGCAUGUACUUUUACUUUAAAUACUUAAGUACAACUAAAACCCAUAUGUGUUUGAUACUUAAGAAAAAAAAACAGAUAAUUAAAGAAUUUAAACUUUUUUUUUGCACUAUUUAAUAAAUGUCGGCCUUAAAUAAUUUGCAAACCAUCAAAGUACAUUUUCAACAACACUUUAUGGCGUCUCAACUCUCUGGUAUUGGGGUUGUGUUUCAUCCCAGUCUUUUGAAGACAGGCUCUGGCCUUAACAAACUUUUAGCCAUGCCGAAAACUUAAAAUGCUCAUAAACUGUUAGUAGUUGGAGUUGGAUUUAGGAUUCCAUCUCAGAGUUGGUCCCAAUUGAAGGUAAAAUUUGCCCCAAAUACAUCUGUGAUUCUUACAGCAGCAAGUGAGUACUUCUUGGUAUUUUGUUCAGGCAUUUUUAGAAAAGCAGCUGUUGGUUUCCUUUUCCUCUUUUCUGUUUAUUGAAAUACUGAAAACUACAUCUCGUCAAGCAUGAUCUAAAACUAAAGUAUUGUUUAGCUCUGUGUGAAAAGGCAGGACAGACCUUCAUGGAAAUCUUUCGAACAGAUGGAAAUCUGUCAUGUUUAUAAACCCUUUUUUUCUUGCCAGAAUCUUUGUUUUUCGAGAUGUCAAGACCACCUUCUUUGAAUCAUUAAUGUCUGUUGCAUCAGAGUGAAACUGUUUGCUUAAUAGUAAAACUUCAGAGACCUUAAACAACAGUUGAGAAAAAAUUCCUAAAUUUGGAGAGAACUUUACUCUUAACUCUGCUGUUGUGGUAUAUAUGUAUAUUAUCUAGAAACAACUUCAGUAAGUACGGUGGCAAAAAUCCUUGCUGGUCAGUCAUGUGAGGUGUGGAGACAGGUUUGUUAAAAUAGAAAUAAGACUUUUGUCCUUCUUAAAACAAACAAAAACAGCUUGACGGUGCAACCAUUGCUCAGGGAGCUCGGACCCUGUGAACCAGAAAGUAACACUGUCUGAGAGAGACCUCUUUAAUCAUUGAUAUCACAUAACUGGAAUUUUGAUUACUUGUCGCAAGGACACAUAAGAAUGGAAAUAGGAAAAAGGAGUAAAAAUAAGAGAUUCUUUUCUACCUACUAAACGUUUUCUCAAAAUUAAAGAUGUUUUCAAAGUUUUCUGGUUAAAGUUUACUAUGAUGGUUGACCCAAUUUUCCGUCAGCAUCUAAUGAUCUCUUAAGGAAGGUGCAGUUUCUGGUUCUGCUGUUCUGCUAACAACACUAUGGAAACAGCAAAUAUAAAGCUACCUGAGCCAUUCAUCCGUUUCUGGUAAUGGUUAGAUUUACUCACCGGUCCAUGUUCUAGUCUGUCCCUCUGACUCCUUCCUGCUGUCUCUUAGAUGAGCAGCUGCUGUAUCUGGACCCUCACUACUGCCAGCCUGUGGUCGAUGUCUCACAAGUCAACUUCUCAUUGGAGGUUUGUUCAUGUCUGUCACUCUCUAGUCUGUCUUUCUUUUUCUCUCCUUUUCUUCAUCACUGUGGACUGUGGAGACGUUUUAAGAUAUCAUUUACUCACAUGAGCUUCUACUGCUCCUAGUAAUGUGAUCUCUGUUUUCUUCUGUCGUUCCCUCUAGUCGUUCCACUGUAGCUCUCCCAAAAAGAUGCCCUUCAACCGCAUGGAUCCCAGCUGUACUGUCGGCUUUUAUGCCAAGAACAAGAAGGACUUUGAGUCCCUCUGUUCUGCUGUCAGUGUGGUGAGUUCUUUUUACAAACUUGUCUCACUCUAAAUGGGAUAGCAUUUAAUAAAAUAAGAGACCGAAAAGUGUCGGAAGCAAGUGAUGGGGGACAAAAUUCAGUCUACUGUGUGUUAAAAAACACAUUUUACUUGAACAAAAGCAAUCUCAAGCUGCCAAAUCUAGUAGACAUCUCCCAAGGAAACUGUCUUUUUAGAGCACAGUUACAGUUUUUUGUUAUAUAUUAUUUGUUAUAUGUUGAAAAAAAGGAACAUCCUGGGCUGCCUUCAGGCACACUUGCUUGAGCCAACCAUCAAGUUGAGAAGCCUUUAUUUAAUCAGGGCAUUUCUACUUGAGAGUCUUUAACAAUCAGGAAAAUUCCACCAUCUCAGAGUCUUCAUCAGGGCUCGAUUAGCGAUUUUCCUGAUUGUUGAAGACUUAUGAUUAGAGAUGCCUUGAAUAAAUAAAGGUUUUUGAUUUUAUCCUUGACUCAAGCAAGUGUGCAUGAAAACAGCCCUGUGAUGGUACCCCCUCUUUCUUCUGAAUUCACAUUACCAACAUGAGCAGACAGUAACAACUCUUAACGAAACACUGGGUCAUUGAAGGAUACAGAGUAUUCCCUGAGUUAGAGUUCGGUCCCUCUCUAAAGCUGUCUGAACUCUGUGAAGCUUUGUGUUUCUGCUUGUCAAAAGACAGUCAGAUUGAACUCCUAGGACAGGGGUCAACACAGGAUGUUAAGAGAAUAAUUCUAUCCUGAAGUACACGGAGCAAUGUGAAGCAGUACACAAAAAUACAAACACCAGAUCACUAUACAACCUCUUACUAACAGACGAGGGAUCACAGUUCUCAGCUGUCAGGAAGACAUUAGAAAUGCAAUUUAGAAUUCCUGAGAUUAUACUUCCUUUGUAGCUUAACUAUAUUUAAAAACUGUUAAUUAUUAUGUGAUUGAAGAAGCAAUUAGAGCUCUGGUUUAAUUAAGGCUCUCAAAUGUCGUAGAACCUGAUCUCCUUGAUUUAACAGCCAUGCUGUCUGUUGACAUCAGUCCAUUUCUGUUCUGUCCGUGGAGUUUUUAUUUCUGUGCAUAGUGUUUCUGGGCUAUUUCUCUAAACAAGGUUUUGUUUUUCGUUCAUCAGGCCUUGUCUUCGACAAAGGAGAAGUAUCCCAUCUUUACCUUUGUGGAGGGCCGGAGUCAGGAUUACGGACUUGAGGGUCACAGCAGCAAUCACAGUGGACCUCCAGCCCACAUUCUGCCCCCAGGGGGCAAACAUGGCAGGAGUAACAACAGAAGAAACAGUGAUGAGUUUGUCUUCCUGUAAGAAUGCUAUCUUAGCUCUUACCAGUAGGGGGCAGAAGAAGACACUUCCUUUUAAAGGAAAGGACUUGAUUCUGUUGAUGGUGCAGCUGCAAGGUGACACAUUUGUGCUUUAUCGCCUCCAAUGGAUAUUAAAAAAAAAAACUUCUGUUAUCACCUUUAGCGAGGGUGGGUAUAAUAAGCUAACAGGCAUUAGUAGGUACCGGCUGGAGCUUUGUUUUACUAGGCAAAAGGAUUUUCCAAAUGGAUGAUUGAAGAAUUUCUGAUUCACUUGAACCGACCCCACAGAGAAAAGCCUCAGAGUUGAGUGUGUUAGAGUAAUGUGAGGUGCUUCACAGUAAUGAAAUCACACGGUUUCUUUUUUUGUCCUGGAGGAAACUAGAAGAUGCACUGAAGAUGAUUCAUGGUCUUUAAAAUAUUUAAUUGACUCACUGGUCAGGGGGAGGAUGGGGGUGCCUGAAAUUGUCCUCGACUUGUAUUAUAGACCACCUGCUGUAAAUCUCCUGUUUAUUUUUCAUUCUUUAUGUGUAUUUAUCAAAUUGAUGAAAGUGCGUUGGUGUGUGUGGGUCAGUGUGAUGCAGUUUAUUUGUUAAGUCCUUACCGAGUAUUCUGCUGUAUUUAGGAGGCUGUUGCACUUACACAGAGGUUUCAAAUUCUUCUAAGUUUAAUCGUAAAAAGAUAGAGAUUCAUUUUUACUUUGCAGUCUGAUCCAAAUUCGACAUUGCUGAUUGCAGUCUUAGUCCCCCUCAUGCUUUGGCUGUCUUUUUUGAUCACGGAUAUGAAACACUUCCAGAAAUCUGUUACAGUUCUCAUUAAGGGCUACUUGAGCUGCAGUGUUGAGGGGAAAGAGAGAUUACCCUUUUAACUGGAGUUGUAUGUUUAUAAAAUUUGUAAUUAAAUCAUCUGGAUACACUAGCAAAGUAAAACCCAGAACAGGCUUUGUGACUAAGUCCAGGUUCAGAGUUUUACUUUGAUAAAAUCAUCGAGUUAUGAAGAGCAGCCUAAGAUGAAUGUUGUCUGCCUAUAUUUUAAAGCCUCGGUUGCAAUGUCAUUUCUGUGUUUUUGUCCCUUUUUUACAUGAAAGCUACUGCUGUUUGUUGUCUUGAUUAAACUUCACAACACUGGAAUCACA